GAACGACAGCGUCACUAUUAGAACUAGGAAGUUUAUGACCAACAGACUGCUUCAGAGGAAGCAGAUGGUCAUAGAUGUCCUUCAUCCUGGAAAAGCCACUGUCCCCAAGACUGAAAUCAGGGAGAAGCUGGCCAAAAUGUACAAGACUACCCCAGAUGUGAUCUUUGUAUUUGGCUUUAGGACUCAUUUUGGAGGUGGCAAAACUACCGGUUUUGGCAUGAUCUACGAUUCCCUGGACUAUGCAAAGAAAAACGAGCCCAAACACAGACUUGCCAGGCAUGGCUUAUAUGAGAAGAAAAAGACUUCCAGAAAACAGCGUAAAGAAAGGAAGAACAGAAUGAAGAAAGUCAGGGGCACGGCCAAAGCAAACGUGGGUGCUGGUAAAAAGGUAAGAAUAUGA
Staurois parvus is the source of this 400-nucleotide messenger RNA. The record is from the annotation of a GenBank genome assembly. NCBI's taxonomy places the organism in Eukaryota, Metazoa, Chordata, Amphibia, Anura, Ranidae.